Molecule: messenger RNA, 546 nt
Organism: Procambarus clarkii (red swamp crayfish)
Lineage: Eukaryota; Metazoa; Arthropoda; Malacostraca; Decapoda; Cambaridae
Product: follistatin-related protein 1-like
Molecular function (GO): calcium ion binding
Source: RefSeq, a predicted model, not a curated record
AUGGGCAUGGGUGGACUUCCCUUGUGCCCCGACACCCAGAAGCGACUAGGAUGUGAUGCAGACAAGGACAAUUAUGUCAACUCCGAUGAAUUACUUAAUUGCACCUCUGGUUCGUUCUUCUUGGCCCAUUCUGAGCAGGAAAAUGUACUGACAAGGGCACUGUGUAUAGAUGCUAUAGUAGAUGUAGCAGACAACAAUCAUGACUUGACGCUAGAUUUUGAAGAGUUUACAAGAAUGCUGAACCCAGACUUUCGGCCUGCUCAUAAAUUAUGCUUGUUAGAUGGAAUGAAAUACGACGAUGGAGAAGACGUGUAUGUUGAUGGGAAUCUAUCUAUCUCUCUAUCUGUGCACGCGUGUGCGUGUGCACGUGUGUGCACGUGUAGUUGGGUCUACAUGUUUCCAGAUACAUCAAAGGACAGGAACAGUGAAUUUGGUGGCAAAGAUUUUGACACAAUUACACUGAUUUGGUGGAAGAAGAUUAUGAUUUGUCUGUGGGAAAAUAUUGAAGAAUAUUUGAUUGAGGAGGAAGAUGAAUACCUGGAAUAG